Messenger RNA from Monoraphidium neglectum, 1467 nucleotides. RefSeq lists its product as hypothetical. NCBI's taxonomy places the organism in Eukaryota, Viridiplantae, Chlorophyta, Chlorophyceae, Sphaeropleales, Selenastraceae. The record is from RefSeq and is a predicted model, not a curated record. The coding region runs from base 1 to 1467 and encodes 488 amino acids. The transcript is spliced from 8 exons.
AUGUGGCGCCUGCUGCUCGCCGGCCGCGCGGGCGGCGCGGCACCGGACGCAUUGCAGGAGGGGCCGCCGGGCGCCGCCCUCGACGGCGGCCGGCGCCUGCCGCCGCUGGCCCGUGUCCUGGCGUCGCGGCUGGACGCCGCCGCCGCGGCGUCCGCGGCGGCGUCGGCGGACCCCCAGGCCAAGGCGGCCGCGGCGGCGGUGUUCAGGCGGCUGCUGCGGGCCGUCGAAAAGCGCCACAAGGCGAUGGCGCGGGAUGCAGCCGGCCACGAGGCGCUCCCGCGCCAGCUCGGCCUGGCGGCCGUCGCCGCGGCGGCGGAGGCGGCGCGGCACCGGGUGGACUGCGUGAGGCUGCUGCGGGACCUGCACGUGGCGGAGCUGCAGGCGGAGGUCGCGGCCUCGGACGUGGAGGCGGCAGCCGCCGAGUGCGACGCGGCAGCCGCCGGGCAGCUUCAGGCGGUGCUGGCCCUGGAGGAGGGACGGACGCGGCCGCAGCUGGAGAAAAUGGCGGCGGAUUUGAGAGGAAAGUGCGCAGACCUCUCCGCGAGGAAGCGGUUUCUGCAGCACCAAGCAGCCAGCAGCACGGCAAUCGCCGGGGCUGGCGAGCCUGCGCAGCGACGGCAGCAGCAGCUGCAGCGGGAGCAGGAGCAGCAACAUGGGCAGGAGCAGGAGCGGCAGCAGCAGAAACGGCAGGAAGGGCAGGAGGACGGGGGUAGGGCAGAGGCGGUCUCGGCCGCGGCCGCGGCGGGGGCGGCGGCGAUCGCGCGGGCCGCGGCGGCGGCGGGCGCGGCAGCGGCAGCGGCAGCAGACUCGGCGGCGGCAGCGGGCGCUGCGGCAGCAGGGCCGUCGGCUGUCGAAGCAGCGACAGCGGGCGCAGCGGAAGAAGCCCCGGCCGCCGCCGCCAUCAACACCGCCGCCGACGCCGCAGGCACAAGCGGCGGCGGCAGUGCGGCGGCCGCGGCGGCCGCUGCGGCGGCGGCUGCAUUGGCCGGGGCUGAUGACACGGAGUGCCCCAUCUGCAAAUGCGUGCUGGAGGGAGAAGUAAUCGUCCUCAACUGCGGCCACGUCUUCUGCAGCGCGUGCGCAGAGGCGGCGCUGGCCGUGGCGCCGGCGUGCCCCUACUGCCGCGCGCGCGUGCUGCCCACCCAGAUCUUCCGCGUGGCUGCGUCAGCCCCCCGGGGCGCCCACGAUCCGGAAGUCGACCCACCGGAGGGGGCAGGGCUGCGGGCUGUGAGGACUACGGGGCAGUGGAUGACCAAGCUGGAGGGCCUGAUGCGCCGCCUGCUCUACCUCGCGCGCACCGCCCCCGACGAGAAGGUCCUGGUCUUCUCCCAAUUCCCGGACGCCCUCGCGCUCGCUGGCAAGGCCCUGGACGUCGCUGGCAUCCGCCACGUCAGCCUGGCGGGGGGCAGGGCCGGCAUGCGGCGCGCGGUGAAGCUCUUUGCGGAGGAUCCCGGGCCCCCGCAUUGA